This is a messenger RNA of Entrophospora candida, 159 nucleotides long. Lineage: Eukaryota; Fungi; Glomeromycota; Glomeromycetes; Entrophosporales; Entrophosporaceae. The record is from the annotation of a GenBank genome assembly.
AAACUAAAAUUUACAACAACACUAAUCUUCAAUAUCUUUAAUAGAACAUCAUCUGGAGAUAAUGAUGUGAAAUUAGUUUAUUUAAGUUCUUAUGUAGCUUCUUCAUGGGCAGCUCAUACUAUUGAAAAAUUGGAUAUUAAAUUAAAAAUAAUAAAGUAG